Messenger RNA from Gavialis gangeticus (Gharial), 1668 nucleotides. It is a transcript of the gene DKC1, whose product is annotated as dyskerin pseudouridine synthase 1. Gene Ontology annotation, biological process: snRNA pseudouridine synthesis; mRNA pseudouridine synthesis; rRNA pseudouridine synthesis. The coding region runs from base 83 to 1633 and encodes 516 amino acids. Gene Ontology annotation, molecular function: RNA binding; pseudouridine synthase activity. Gene Ontology annotation, cellular component: box H/ACA snoRNP complex. The record is from RefSeq and is a predicted model, not a curated record. The transcript is spliced from 15 exons. NCBI's taxonomy places the organism in Eukaryota, Metazoa, Chordata, Crocodylia, Gavialidae.
GUGGCUGGCUCGGCCCCACGCGCGGUGCAUCUCGGGACUACGCGGUCCUUCCGCUCUCGGCUGAGCUCGCGGCGCGGGGAACAUGGCGGACGGCGGAGGUUCUGUAGGGAAGAAGCACAAGAAGAAGAAGGACAGGAAAUCGCUAGCUGCAGAUGAUGUUGCUGAUAUACAGUAUACAGAGGAAUUUUUCAUCAAGCCAGAAUCCCGGGUGGCUCAGCUGGACACAUCUCACUGGCCCUUGCUGCUGAAGAAUUUUGACAAGCUCAAUGUGAGGACUGCGCACUACACUCCCCUUCCAUCUGGUUCUAAUCCACUGAAGAGGGAACUUGCUGAGUAUGUUCGGUCGGGCUUCAUUAACCUUGAUAAACCAUCCAACCCUUCUUCCCAUGAAGUGGUUGCAUGGAUCCGGCGCAUUCUUCGGGUUCAGAAGACCGGGCAUAGUGGGACACUAGACCCUAAAGUAACUGGAUGCCUGAUUGUGUGUAUUGAGCGAGCAACACGAUUGGUCAAAUCCCAGCAGAGUGCAGGCAAAGAGUAUGUGGGAAUUGUUCGGCUGCACAAUGCUAUUGAAAGCGAGACUCAGCUUGCCAGGGCAAUAGAAACUCUGACAGGCGCACUAUUUCAGCGUCCUCCUCUCAUUGCUGCUGUAAAGAGGCAGCUGAGAGUCCGAACCAUCUAUGAAAGCAAACUAGUGGAAUAUGACCCUGAGAAGAGAUUAGGCAUCUUCUGGGCAAGUUGCGAAGCUGGCACUUAUAUUCGAACACUGUGUGUCCACCUUGGCCUGCUGCUGGGAGUCGGAGGCCAGAUGCAGGAGCUCCGUCGAGUGCGCUCAGGAAUCUUGGGGGAGAAGGACAGCAUGGUGACUAUGCAUGAUGUGCUAGAUGCUCAGUGGCAGUAUGACAACAACAAAGAUGAGAGUUAUCUGAGGCGGGUUAUCUUCCCCUUGGAGAAGUUGCUAACUUCACAUAAGCGGUUGGUGAUGAAAGACAGUGCGGUUAAUGCCAUCUGCUAUGGAGCCAAGAUAAUGCUUCCUGGUGUCCUGAGGUACGAAGACGGCAUUGAAAUUAAUCAGGAAAUAGUUGUCAUCACUACUAAAGGGGAGGCCAUCUGCACAGCCAUUGCCUUGAUGACCACUGCUGUGAUUUCUACCUGUGAUCAUGGGAUAGUGGCAAAGAUCAAGAGAGUAAUCAUGGAAAGAGACACUUACCCCCGAAAAUGGGGUCUUGGCCCAAAGGCAAUUCAGAAGAAGAUGAUGAUCCAGCAGGGCCUGUUGGACAAGCAUGGCAAACCGAACCAGAGCACGCCAGCUUCUUGGGAGAAGGAAUAUGUAGACUACAGGAUCACUGUUAAGAAAGAGGAAAAAGCCAUCACAUCUUGCGAGGCAGAGAGGACACCAAAGCGAAAGCGAGAGACGGAAAGUGAAAGUGAAGAGGUGACAGUGGCUACCUUGUCCCCAACCACUCCAGAGCCUGAGGAGCUGAGCAAGAAGGAAAAGAAAAAGAAGAAAAAAGAGAAGAAGGCCAGAGAAGCUGCGGAGAGUGCAGGCGAGCAAAUGGAAGUGGCUGGUGACAGCAGUGCCAAGAAAAAGAAGAAGAAGAAAAAACAAAAGGAGGCUGAAGAGAGCUCUGAAUAAAACUGGUUUCUGGUUGGAGAGGAGGAACUUGAGAA